GUCCAAACAUGCGCGAGCUGAGUCUGAGAACUCGGCAGACACGUUAGCAAACGUAAAAUUAGCAUUUUAGCUCGCAUAUGAAAUUUAAUAUCACCUGUCGCUUUGCAUAACAGUUAAAUAUAUCUAGUUACUUAAUUUGUCUCUCAAAUGGCAGGCAAGAAGAAGGAGGCCAGCCUGCAGACGUCUGUCACGAACCAAGAACAAUGGGAGGAGAUGCUCGCAACUAAAGGUUUAACGGUUGUGGAUGUAUACCAACAGUGGUGUGGUCCCUGUCGAGCUGUGGUUAGUCUUCUACGAAAAAUAAAGAAUGAACUUGGCGAUGACCUUUUGCAUUUUGCCACAGCUGAGGCAGACAACAUUGAUACUCUGGAGAAGUAUCGAGGGAAAUGUGAGCCCACCUUCUUGUUUUAUGGGGGUGGGGAGCUGGUGGCUGUGCUGCGAGGGGCCAACGCUCCUCUGCUUCAGAGGAUAAUCGUGGAUGAACUGGCCAAGGAGAAGAUGGUCCUAGAGCAAGGUGGUGAACGCAAAGUGAUUAAAGAUGACAGUCCGCUGGAUGAAGAAAGGAAAGAGGAGGAGGAGGCUGCGAUACAGCAGUCAGAAAAUGAAGAAAGCUUAAUUGUUCCUGCCAGUAAAUCCUACACAGUUGCCAUCAUCAAACCAGAUGCUGUUGCUCAUGGCAAGGCAAAUGAGAUCAUUAUGAAGAUUCAAGAUGCUGGGUUUGAGAUCCUGGCCCAUGAGGAACGCACACUGACCGAGGCUGAGGCGCGAGAUUUUUACCAGCACAAAGCAGCAGAGGCUUGCUUCGAGGACUUGGUGCAGUUUAUGUCCAGUGGUCCCUCCCAUAUUCUGGUACUCUCUCAGGUUGACUCGGCCAACAUUGUACCAGCAUGGCGUGAGUUCAUUGGCCCGGUGGACUUAGAAGAAGCCAGGAGAGAGAAGCCAGAGAGCUUGCGGGCACAAUACGGCACGCAGACACUGUUCAACGCAGUGCACGGUAGUGAGGACAGAGACCAGGCCAGCAGGGAGCUUGCCUUUUUCUUCCCCAACUUUAGGACGGCCUCAGUAACAGAGCAGGAUGGGGAGGAAGAUCGUGUGGAGAGGACACUGGCUCUCAUCCGUCCUGACGUUGCCAGAGAGAACAGAGAAAAGAUCCUGGCUCAUAUCCACAAAUCAGGCUUCACAGUGGCCCUUCAAAGAGAGGUGAUGUUAACAGAGGAGCAGGUGAGACAGUUUUACAUCCAACAUGUUGAGGAGGACUAUUUCCCUGCACUGCUUCGGAGCAUGACCAGUGGACCUGUUCUAGCUCUGGCCCUGGUUAGAAAUGGAGCUGUUCAACACUGGAGGAACAUCCUCGGUCCAGCUGAUGUUAAUAAAGCCAAAGAGGAGAGUCCUGAAUGUCUAAGGGCCCAGUUUUCUGUGGAGAAUGAGUCAAUCAACCAGCUCCAUGGCAGCGCAAGCCAUGAAGAGGCAGAACAAGAGAUCAACUUCUUCUUCCCAAUAGAGCAUACGCUGGCAGUGAUUAAACCUGACGCCAUGGAGAGGCACAAAGAGGAGAUUUUGGAUGAGAUCCGUGGGAGUGGGUUCUCUGUAACACGACUCAAGGAAACAGUUCUGUCAAAGGAGAUGGCGGAGGAGUUUUACAAAGAGCACAAGGAGAAGCCUUUUUUCAGCCAGCUGGUGGAAUUCAUGAGUCGAGGGCCCUGUAUGAUGCUUGUCCUUACCAAGGAAAAUGCAGUGGAGGAGUGGAGAGCCAUGAUGGGCCCCACAGACCCUGACAAAGCCAAGGUGACGUCUCCGAACUCUCUGAGGGCUCGCUUCGCCACCGACAUCCUCCUCAACUCAGUUCACGGCUCCUCCAAUGAGCAGCAUGCAGAGGAGAAGAUCCGCUUUAUCUUCGGUGACAUCUGCUCAGAACCAGGGCUCAGCGGUGAUGAAGAGACUGACAUAACCAAUUUAGCAUUUCUUUCAGCAAAAGAGCAAAGCAUGUCUGCCGAUGAAAAUACAGGAAUGUCAAGCUCUCUAACAGAAUAUGAAGAAGGUGACCCACAUAAUCUGAAUCCCUACGGUCCACCAACAGAAGAGAGUGAUGACCCUGACCAUUAAAACCUGAAUCUACACACCUGGUAGUUUCUUAUUCUGUAACAUUAUAGGAACAACUGAAUAUUUAUG
Molecule: messenger RNA, 2169 nt
Organism: Sphaeramia orbicularis (orbiculate cardinalfish)
Lineage: Eukaryota; Metazoa; Chordata; Actinopteri; Kurtiformes; Apogonidae
Gene: nme9
Product: NME/NM23 family member 9
Exons: 17
Coding region: 148-2103 (651 amino acids)
Biological process (GO): UTP biosynthetic process; CTP biosynthetic process; GTP biosynthetic process
Molecular function (GO): nucleoside diphosphate kinase activity
Source: RefSeq, a predicted model, not a curated record